UUCCAAAUUUUCACAUCGUGGCGCGCUGUGGUUGAUUGCUUUGGCAUAAUAAACAUCGGUACUCCCUAUGAUCCAAGAGGCGACUGAUCUGAUUCGGGACGCCCCACCUCUCUCUCUCUCUCUCUCUCUCGCUCUCUCUCUGGUUUUGAUUCCCGAUUCAGGUGAAUCUAAUUAUCAUCUGGAACCCUAGAUGUUUAUUUCUGUCCCCUGAUUUUGUUUUAUGAAAGCCUACUGCUUUCAUAGUAGUCUCUGAAGCUCAGAAUUGAGUUUUAGGGCUCAAUUUGGGUGAAUCCACUUUGUAUCGAAGUGGGUUUUCAAUUAUGGAAGGUAACAAGGACGAAGCUUUAAGAUGUGUGGGUAUUGCCAAGGAGGCGAUCGCAUCGGGUAACAAGCAGCGUGCACUAAAAUUCAUUGGAAUUGCACGACGGCUUAACCAUAAUUUGUCUGUUGAUGAUCUUUUGGCCGCUUGCGAAAAUUUAGAUUCGGGGUCUCCUGGUCCUUCUAACGAUGAAAAACCUGUUGAUAGUAGUAAGAAUGAGGCGGCUUCGGGUAAAUUUGCUGAGGUUUCGAACGGGGAGCAUAAUUAUACUGAAGAGCAUGUGCAGUUGAUUAGGGAAGUCAGGAGAAGUAAGGAUUACUAUGAAAUUCUUGGUUUGCAAAAAGGUUGCCCGGUGGAGGAGAUUAGGAAGGCGUAUAGGAAAUUGUCAUUGAAAGUUCAUCCUGACAAGAACAAGGCUCCGGGUGCUGAGGAGGCAUUUAAGAAAGUUAGCAAGGCAUUCAAGUGCUUGAGCAAUGAUGAUUCGAGAAGGCAGUAUGAUCAGACGGGAUUGGUUGAAGAAUUUGAGUACAACCAGCAGUACAAUGGCAGGCAGCGGAGAAGGAGAACUGGGCAUGAGUUUUUUGAUGAUGAUGUCGAUCCUGACCAGAUAUUCAGGGCGUUCUUUGGCCAGACCGAGAUGUUUCGGGCAUCUCAUGUUUACAGGACUAGGGAAACAGCCAAUCAACCGAGGGAAGAGUUUGGUGGCGCAGGGCCUAAUGUGAUGCUUCUUCUUCAAAUAUUACCAUUUUUGAUAAUAUUUUUGCUUGCUUAUCUGCCCUUCUCGGAGCCUGAAUAUUCUUUGCAGAAGAACUAUUCCUAUCAGUUUCCCAAGGUUACUGAGAAACAUGGAGUGGAGUUUUAUGUUAAAUCACCAGAAUUUGAUAAGAAAUUUCCACUUGAAACUCCUGCUCGAGCUAAUAUUGAGAAUAAUGUGAUAAAGGAUUACAAAAAUAUGCUUGGUCGUUACUGUCACAUAGAACUGCAGAGGCGUCAAUGGAGCAGGAACUUACCAACUCCCCAUUGUGACAAGCUACAAAACUUUGGUAUCGCAUGAAGAUUGGUCGUGGUUCAAGCUUUGUGGACUCAAUGGCUAAAGAAGAACAUGAUGAUGAUGUACCUGGACUUGAAACAACCCACAUAGGCAGGGCAGAUAGUAGGGUUCAAUUGCGCAGAUGUGACCCUAGCCUUCUGAUUCUGGAGCAACCAUCUAUCUACCCAGGUGAUCCAGGAUUGUGUUAAGGACGGUUUUUUGGGCACCCAAAUCCCACUACAUCUUUUGGUUUAUGACGAUACUGUAUCAUGCAAAUUGUCUUCAGAGUAUCUGAUGGCUAGUAAGUUGACAAUAGAGCGAAACCUGAUUGAAAGUGAAGCUAUUAAAUUUACAGUAACAUGCAUCUACAUUUUUUUAUGUUUUGUUGUUCAUCAAGCUUUGAUAUUGUCUUGAUUAUGUGCUUGCUUAGUCUGUUGGUUAGUAAUUGUCUCAUCAUUUGGUUGCCUCGCAGCGUAUAUGCUGUCACACUGUUGUUCAGGCCUAUAUUGUCACUGUUGGUCAUGCCUAUGUCAGUAAAAUGAUGUGAAUUGUGGUUUCUAAUGAAUUUUGUUUCUAUCUCA
Messenger RNA from Camellia sinensis, 1930 nucleotides. Lineage: Eukaryota; Viridiplantae; Streptophyta; Magnoliopsida; Ericales; Theaceae. The record is from RefSeq and is a predicted model, not a curated record.